Messenger RNA from Camellia sinensis, 1677 nucleotides. Its product is annotated as 6,7,8-trihydroxycoumarin synthase. The record is from RefSeq and is a predicted model, not a curated record. Lineage: Eukaryota; Viridiplantae; Streptophyta; Magnoliopsida; Ericales; Theaceae. Gene Ontology annotation, molecular function: monooxygenase activity; oxidoreductase activity, acting on paired donors, with incorporation or reduction of molecular oxygen; heme binding.
AAAUGAACUGGAAUAGAGCUGCCUCCUGUAUAAAAAGACUAAUCUCUUACUUCUAUUAUACAGAACAAGUUAAGGAAAGAAAGAAAGAAAAAAAACUCAUAAGAUGUUGCUCCUUUUCCUCAUAGCUCUUCCCAUUUUCCUCUUCUUUAUUCUUCACAAACACAGAGUAAACAGACAUGUUCUUCCACCAGGCCCUCCUGGGCUUCCAUUCAUCGGAAACUUACACCAGCUCGAUAACUCCGCCCCUCACCGCUACCUCUGGCAACUCUCCAAGCAAUACGGUCCUCUCAUGUCUUUACGACUCGGCUCUGUUCCAACCCUUGUGGUUUCUUCAGCAAGAAUGGGAAAAGAGGUCAUGAAGACCCAUGAUCUUGAGUUUGCUAGCAGGCCUUCCAUGGUUGGUCAGCAAAAACUCUCAUACAAUGGCUUGGACUUGGUUUUUACACCAUUAAAUGACUACUGGAGGGAAAUGAGAAAGAUUUGUGUUCUUCAUCUCUUCAACUCCAAAAGGGUACAAUCUUUUCAGUCAGUUCGCGAAGAUGAAGUGCUACUAAUGAUCAAGAAAAUAUCUAAACAAGCUUCUGCGAAAAAAGGUAUUAACUUGAGUGACACAGUAAUGUCUCUCACAAGCACCAUAAUCUGCAGGGUUGCUUUUGGGAAGAGGUAUGAGGAUGAAGGUCAUGAAAGAAGUAGAUUUCACAGCCUACUUAAUGAAGCUCAAGCGUUGAUGGCGACAUUCUUUGUAUCGGAUUAUUUUCCUUUAAUGGGGUGGAUUGAUAAACUCUCUGGACUAUAUGGCCGGCUUGAGAAAAAUUUCAAGGAAUUGGAUAUGUUCUACCAAGAAAUCAUCAACGAUCAUCUUGAUCCGAAAAGACAAGCAUCUGAGCAAGAAGACAUCACGGACGUCUUGCUUAAAUUGCAAAAUGAUCAUUCGUUUACGAUUGAUCUCUCUUUGGACCACAUUAAAGCUGUGCUUAUGAAUAUAUUUGUUGCUGGAACAGACACAAGUGCAGCGACAUUAGUUUGGGCAAUGACAGCGCUAAUGAAGAACCCAAAAGUGAUGAAAAGGGUGCAAGACGAACUGAGAAAUUUAAUCCGAGAGAAAGGCUUUGUGGGUGAAGAUGAUAUUCAAAAACUUCCAUACCUUAAGGCUAUAGUAAAAGAAACAAUGAGAUUGUACCCUGCAGCUCCAUUGCUCGUGCCAAGGGAAACAACUCAAACAAUUAAAAUAGAAGGAUAUGAAAUUCCAUCCAAAACCUUAGUCUAUGUGAAUGCAUGGGCCAUUGGAAGGGACCCUGAAGCUUGGGACAACCCAGAAGAGUUCUUGCCUGAGAGAUUCUUGGGAAGUGCUAUUGACUUCAAAGGUCAAGACUUUGAACUUGUUCCAUUUGGUGCCGGUCGAAGAGGUUGCCCUGGGAUCUAUAUGGGUGCUGUGACAGUGGAACUUGCGCUUGCUAAUCUUCUCUAUUCAUUUGAUUGGGAACUUCCUGUUGGGAUGAAGAAGGAAGACUUGGACACUGAGGUGAUGCCUGGUAUAACAAUGCACAAGAAAAAUGCCCUUUACCUUGUAGCUACAAACCCUAAUUAAUGGGUAUGAAAAUAGGAUCUUUUGUUCUAAAAUAUUGUCCCAUGUAAGCUUGUUUGGUUUUGAUUUUCAGAAAAUUCUAUUUUCAGAAA